Messenger RNA from Bactrocera dorsalis (oriental fruit fly), 14099 nucleotides. RefSeq names its product glutamate-gated chloride channel (gene GluClalpha). The transcript is spliced from 14 exons. The record is from RefSeq and is a predicted model, not a curated record. Gene Ontology annotation, cellular component: synapse; membrane; neuron projection. Gene Ontology annotation, molecular function: chloride channel activity; extracellular ligand-gated monoatomic ion channel activity; neurotransmitter receptor activity. Gene Ontology annotation, biological process: chloride transmembrane transport; signal transduction; regulation of membrane potential. Bases 1849 to 3240 code for a protein of 463 amino acids. NCBI's taxonomy places the organism in Eukaryota, Metazoa, Arthropoda, Insecta, Diptera, Tephritidae.
CACUUUUAAGAAGAAAGAAAGCAGACUUUCUUUCUUGAAACGCCCAAGCAUACAUAUUUAUAUAUACUUACUAUCUAUAUGUAUGUAUGCAGGUGAAAAACGUUGAAAGAAAAAAAAAACUAAAUUGAUUACAAAAAUUACUAAAAAGGAUAUGAUGUUAAAUGUGGAAACGGAUGUGUAGUGACUGCCAGCGUAUACAUUUUCAAUUUCUUCAGUUUCUGCUUCUCCUGCUGACGCGCUGCUAAUAGCAACGGUCGUCGUAACUUCGUGUACUACGCUGAUGCUUUGCUUCUGCAUACGCUUCAUCCACAGUGGUGCUAUUUCUUCAGCGUAUACGUCUGAUGCUGCCACUGUUGCUCUGCUUCUUAGCUUCUUCAGCGCUUCAGCUGCUUAUGGGUUUUGACAAAAAGAAAAAAAAACGGAAAAAAGGGAUAUUUUCUCUAACAGUUGGUACUUGGUCUUUUGCCUCGCCUUAGUUUUCGCAUUGGCGCUCUUUCACUCACGCGCUCUCGCUCGUACUGCCGCUCUUUACAAUUUGUAUAUUUUCUUGUGUUGUAUAUUCACCACACCCUAAUGUUGUAUGAGUGCGUGUUGUUACUUUGAAAAUUACGCACGCACACACACACACAUACACACUGCGAUAGAAAUGGCAAACGAAGCAUAAGCACGUGCACUUAUAUGACGAAGUCAAACGAAUACUCGCAUGCGAUUUGUAUAUGCACUAAGCAGUUGUUUGUGUUAUUAAGCAUGCAAUAGCAACAAUGCAGUUUUUGUCCAGCUGCUGUGAGAGCGUGUACAGGAAUUCACCUAUAUUGGUUGGGAAAUGGUAAACGCCUGUUGUUGCUAACACUACAUUAGUGUUGUUGUUUUUGCCAAAUUUGUCGUCAUAGCUGUGCUACACACAAACACAUAAAAGUAUAGUAGAAGUAUAGUAGAACUACCCACUAGCACAGCUGCUGCAAUUGCCGUGGCUGCAAGCGCAGACUUACUUUGUUGCCUACUUUUGUGCGCGCCACCCAAGUGCCGAAGUUCGGUUCAGUUGUUGAAGUGCAGCCAUGACGGGUAAAUAAUUUACAGCAGCUUUCGUCUGCUACUCGCUCGGUUAAGUGUUGCGGUGUCGGCUUUAACCAUAUAUAACGGCCAUACGGCAAAGAGAUCAUUACAUUGCCUUUACAGCAACAGGAGGGAGUAUUACAGAGAUGGCAACGCUAAAGUGGCGCAUACCAAGUGGCGGCAGCGGAAUAUCAGUGUUGCGUUGUUGAAUCUAUGAUAAAAAAUAAUAAUAAAACAAGAAAUUGUUGCUAUUUACUGUGCAUCACAUACAACAACCAUAAACUAGUUGCAUUGCCUUGACUUCAACUGUCAAACAACCUGACUAAGCAAAAAUUAGCAUUCUUACAUCAUUAGAGUGCUAAUCAGAUAACAACAAGUGCUAAAAUCAACAAAAGAUCUACCUAAUAUCACAACAAAAACGCAGAACAAUAACGAUACUCCAAACAAAAGUCAAAAUACCAAAAACAACUUGCAAUAGAACAAAGCAACAAUUUCCAUAAUUUCAUUUGCUAAACGAAUUAGUCAAAUAGAGAUAAUGCUAAUCACAAAACAAUAAAAGCAACAAACCAAUAUCACCACUAAUGCGUAUCGACAGCAAAAUUCUUAUUGAAUGACAACUGCAAUUGCCAGAUAUACUACAUAUAUACUCGUACUAUUGGAGCGGAGAGCAGAUAAUAACUAGUUUACACUGCGCAACAAUUGCUUGUAAUUACGGCACUCAACGCAACUGUAAAUUACAAAUACAAACAUACUCUAACUAAAUACAUCCAAAAGCAUUUCCUCAUCGUUCAAAACAUGGGCUCCGGUCAUUACAUUUGGGCGAUAUUCUUUUUUGCCAGUUUAUGUAGUGCAUCGCUAGCUAAUAAUGCCAAAAUAAAUUUCCGAGAAAAGGAGAAAAAAGUCUUAGACCAAAUUUUAGGUGCAGGAAAAUAUGAUGCCAGAAUACGUCCAUCCGGAAUUAACGGCACGGAAAAUGCGCCUACUCUUGUCUAUGUCAACAUGUUCCUACGGUCAAUCUCAAAAAUCGACGAUUACAAAAUGGAAUACAGCGUGCAAUUGACUUUCCGCGAACAAUGGACCGAUGAGCGGCUGAAAUUCGAUGACAUACAAGGUCGCCUCAAGUAUCUAACAUUGACCGAAGCGAAUCGUGUAUGGAUGCCCGAUUUGUUCUUCUCAAACGAAAAAGAGGGCCAUUUCCACAACAUAAUCAUGCCGAAUGUUUAUAUACGCAUCUUUCCCAAUGGUUCCGUAUUGUACAGUAUUCGUAUCUCACUGACGCUGGCAUGUCCAAUGAAUCUGAAAUUAUAUCCUUUGGAUCGACAAAUAUGUUCGCUACGCAUGGCUAGUUAUGGUUGGACCACAAACGAUCUGGUAUUCCUGUGGAAGGAGGGCGAUCCCGUGCAAGUGGUUAAGAACUUACACCUACCUCGCUUCACACUUGAAAAAUUCUUGACUGAUUAUUGCAACAGUAAAACUAAUACGGGUGAAUACAGUUGCCUCAAAGUCGAUCUACUAUUCAAGCGAGAAUUCUCAUAUUACUUAAUCCAAAUUUAUAUCCCAUGCUGUAUGUUGGUCAUUGUCUCAUGGGUGUCAUUCUGGCUUGAUCAAGGCGCCGUACCAGCACGUGUGUCAUUGGGUGUGACCACGCUGCUCACCAUGGCCACGCAAACGUCUGGCAUAAAUGCCUCACUGCCGCCUGUCUCCUACACGAAGGCGAUCGACGUUUGGACCGGCGUCUGUUUGACUUUCGUCUUUGGCGCUUUGCUCGAAUUCGCGCUGGUGAACUAUGCCUCCCGUUCAGGUUUGAAUAAAGCUAAUCGGGCCGCAGACAUACAUAAGGAGAAUUUGAAAAAGAAACGUCGCGAUUUGGAGCAGGCCAGCUUAGACGCUGCUUCAGAUCUGCUCGACACUGACAGUAAUGCAACAUUCGCAAUGAAGCCACUGGUGCGUCACCCCGGCGAUCCGAUGGCCCUGGAGAAGUUGCGCCAAUGCGAGGUGCAUAUGCAGCCGCCCAAACGUCCAAACUGCUGUAAGACCUGGCUAUCAAAGUUUCCUACAAGACAAUGUUCUAGAUCGAAGAGAAUCGAUGUUAUAUCACGAAUAACGUUUCCGCUGGUCUUUGCGUUAUUCAAUUUGGUCUACUGGAGCACAUAUCUCUUCAGGGAAGAGGAGGAUGAGACCUUCUAAAGGUGUUCCGUUUGUGUGAUGUUCAUAUCUAUGAAAAUACAGCAGUGCAGAAAACUAGGCAUAAGAAGCUAUGUAGAAUCGAAAAAUCGUAAAAUCAAAAAAACGAAAACGAAAAAAGCAUUACGCGCGAAUAACUUGAAAAAUUAAGUGCCAUGCAUGCAUACAUAUUAUACAUACGUACAUCGUGAAAGAACGGCAGUAAACGCUGACAGCGAGAGUGGCAAAAAUAUAGCUCAAUAAAAAUUAAUAUUUAUUUUAACUAUAAAAAUUAAAUUAAUUUAAUAAAAUAGCUAAAAUGAUUGAAAUAGGCAAUUUAUGCACGUAAAUAAGCUAAGCAGGUUAACAAUUAGGAGAUUCAUGUAUGUAUAGCGAAUGUCAUCUAAUUAACAUAAACAGUCGUAAAUUUAAUCAUUUAAUUUAAGUUUCUUAUAAUAACAUUUAUUUUGUUUAAAUCGCGGUUUGUUAAUUAUAAUCUAACUUUAGAUAUGUUUCAGAGUACCGCUUAAUGCAGUCAAUGCAACAUUUUACCCUCUAAAUAAUAGUCUAUACAUUCCGCUAAUUGACUUAAUUAAGCGACUAUCUGAAACGACUAUUAUCGUACAAGCAAUUAGUCAAACAGUAUAAAUGGCCAUGCUCAAGUCGUAAACACAUUAUCAGCUAUAUGGAAGAAUUAAAAAAGAUAACAGAUUUUCGCCAUCGAUUUCAAAACAAAAUUCUAUAAAUGGUUUACAUUGCUUAACCCAGUUUUAACUUUUUUUGUCACAUGAAAACUCAUAUAAAGUAUUAAAUAUAGUAGAACCACUAAACAAUAAUAUAAGAAUGAACAAGAAAAAACAUUAACUUCGGCUGCACUAAUGCCUAAUAUAGCCUUCACAAGUGUAUUUCUGUUAUUAACUAUGUGUUCAAUUUGUAUGGAAGCUAUAUGCUAUAAUUAACCGAUCUGAACCAUUUUUUCGGAGAUUAUAUUAUUACCUCAAGCAGAAAUCCACGUCAAAUGAGGAAGUUUCCCAUGCAAGCAUUUCUUUCCGAUCUUUCAAUUUGUAUGACAGCUAUAUAUUAUAAUGGUCCGAUAUGAGCAGCUUCUUAAAGAGAAAAUGAAGUUUCCAAAAUUUCAAAAUUAUAUCUUGAAAACUGAGGGACUAGUUAUUACUGAAUAUAGAGAAAACUUAUGAUUUUCGUGAUUAUUUGGCUUCUGGUGUAGUUUUUUUAAGUCUUCAGCAAUAAUCUGCUAGCAUUCCUGCGUUCCAUUUGUCUUGAUAGCGCUUCUCCGCUAUGAAAAUGUUGUGAUGAAAGCUCUCACCUUGUUUGUCACUCACCGCACCGAAAUUUGCGAGUAAAAAUCCCGAUAAGAAUUUAGCAUAUGCAUUUUUAAAGAAAAAGCUUAAAGAUUCCCAAAGUUUUAUAGAAAUCUUCGUAAUUUUUCGAUUUAUGGUUAGGUUUUAGAAUAUUUUGGACAAUCCACACAAAACAUUUCCGAACAAAUUUUUCCUGCUUAUUAUAUCGUUCUAUAUAUACUACGCUCUAUCGUCAUGUCGUCGUAAAAUAAGACAGUUAUGUAUCAGUAGAAACUAAAUUCCAGUCCUUUCAACUAGACGCCAAAAUUUCAGCCGGUUUUUCAAACAGAUUCCAAUCACGUACCAAUCAGUAUGGCUCUUUUGAAGUUGAUGGUUUACAAAUUGGGUUACUAUCUUCAGAAACUUCAUCGUGCUGACUUAGAACAAGUUCCGGAUGCUUUAACACAGGUAGUUCGGCAAUACUUAGGAUAGGUCUGUUGGCCAAAAAAAGUAUGGAUACUGAGUAGUGUAUUUGGACUUGGUGGUAAUGGCUUUUUUUUGAGUCCAACAAGAAUAACAAUCAGUUGCAUGAUCCUUUAAUUUGGUCCAAAUCAUUGGCACAGCAAAUGCUAUAUGUCUGGGUUCUUGUUUAGUCCAACCUAGUAACACACACAUACCUACAGAACAUUUAUAUGGUACUCAGGAUUUAUCUUGAUGCCUCACAGAAAUUCCGUUCAAUUAAUGACGUGAAAUUACGACGCUGAGAUUUUUUCAUUAAUUUAAUUUUCAUUUGAUUGUAGUAUUUUUGCCUAUAAUUAUCAAUAAUUUACGAAUGUUCUUAAAUAUUCGCUUGAAGAAAGUAUUUUGACAUAUUGUACUUAAAUUUCUUGCAUUGCAUUUUCAUAAAACCCAUUUAUUAUGACUACUCGUUCAUCUCACUGUUUUAAGAAAACUUACUGCAGAAAAUUUAGAAAAUUCAUGUCUGAAACUGCCAAAAUUUUCAGAUUAAUAGCGUAUACCAUUAUUAUAAAUUUUUGGAAUUAAUAUCAAUUGUGAAACAGAGAAGAAAUUAUGAUUAAAGUUAGACAGUCUUAGGCUUCAUUUUUGUAUUACUAUAAUAUGGCGAAAAAGUAGUAAAUCUUUGCGAGUUUUCUAUCGAAAAUUUAUUUUAGACGCCGUCUUUAACGCACUCUCACAAAAAUUUACCCUAGUUGCCGACGUCAUUGAAUCUCUAGCUGAAAAAUGAGAGACCAAUUAUAGGUCACGAUAAUUUUUUUUAUUAUUUUUUUUAUUCCUUUUAUUUUAAAUUUUUUCGCAGUCCUUGAAUUCAGUCAAUUAGUGCAUUGUAUAGACUAACACAUAUUUGGGAAAAUGCUGAUUGACUAAAUUAGCAAAUUGUUCGAAAUGUUCCUAAAUUGAAAUGCGGUUAUUGCCACUACUUUACAUUUCUUCAAAAAAUAUUCGCACCAAAUUUUAAGUUUAUUAUUUAAUUUUCUUUUUUUAAUUAACAAAAAAUCGGAACAUACAUUUUUGUUAAUCUAAGUCUAAAUGUAGUCUUAUUCGAGCUUUUGCAUUUCUCAACUGACAUAAAAUUUUCAAUCAAAACUAUUAGCGGCCAGAUCGUCAAUUAUGUUUGUAAAUAUGUUUGCAAUGAUUUGUUAUCAUAUGGAAUUAAAACAAAAUAAAAGCGUCAUUGGAAUAUUGUUGCAUUAACUUUAUAUUUGACAAUUAUCUUAAGUGUGUUACUAAGCGUGUAAAUUAAGCAAAAAAAAAACUGUGUAUUUAUAAAAGCUUACAUAGGUUAAUAUUUGUUUGUAAAAUAAAAAGUCAAUGUUUUUUGUAAAAUCCAAAAAUUGAAUUAUUUAAUUUAAUCCAAUUCGUUGAAUGCGUUUUGUUUCGAGGCUUAAAAAAUUAGCAAUUAACUGGUGGGUACAACUACAAAAUUCAAAUUGUUUUUACUACAUAUAUUCAAUUUGAAAUAUUUUUCUAACGCACUUAUUUAAAUUGAUUUCAAUUAAUUAGUAUUCUAGUUAAAUUAUGAUUUUUUAAAUAAAGUUUGGUUUUACUUCAAGCUACACAUCAUUUUUUUAUUGUAUGAAUUUUAAACCAUUUUUGAUGUUAAUAUUUUACUUAAUAAAAUCUUAAUUAAUACAAUAUUUCAAUUACAUGUUUUUUGUAAAUUAAUUAAAAUAAAUUGUUGUUGUGUAAAACUUAUUAGCAUAGUUAAAUUUUAUUAGUAAAAGAAAUUUAAAUAAUUUCUCAAAAACUUUUCGUUGCAAGCUGUAGAUUUUUGCUUAACGUACACACUGAAAAAUAACUUUAAUAAACAUUAAAAAAAUUUCAUUAAUUUCUAGUUAAGUAGUAUGAUUCAAAAAUUAUCUUUAUUAACAAAUUAAUUAUGACACGUGAAAGUAUUUUUAGCAAAUAUUUUAUAGGAGCCACGUGAAUCAACUAAAAAGCAAGCAUUCAAUAAAUAAAGAAAUAUUAACAAAAAACAAUCAAGCCAAUUACUAAUUGAGCUAAUUAAGGCGCUGUCUGUAACAGCUGUUACGAGCUGCCUCUCCCCGAUAUUCAGUUUACAACUUACGAGCUGUGUGGAGAUUGGUUACGGUUUUCAACCCAACUGCAUUUUGGUUGAAGUUUUCUAUUCUCGUUAUUAAUAAACAAUCUGCAUUUUUAUCAAUUAUUAUUAUUAACUCAAUGUGUCAAAAAUAUUUAAGUUGAAAUAUUGUCUAACUUCAACUUUUCUGUGGUAUUACAGUAUUCAACUUUGUGAAAGUGGGGUUGGCUAGAGUGUCGAUAAACUGAAAUGUUAUCCCUACAUUUUUAAAGAAAAAACAUAGAAACUUCAAAUUUAAGAUGGACUGGUUAUUAUCAUUCGAAAGAACAUUCUUUGGCAUUCAUUUUUUGAAUACUAUCUCGUUCACAUGUUCGAUGCGGCUAUGUUUCAGAUGAUCCAUCUGUCAAGUCCAAUUUUGAUAUUUUGCUCAAAGGCCUGAAUCGAAGCAAGAUUGUCCACAUACACUUUACACUUUAUAUAUCCCCACAGGAAAAAGUCUAAGGGUGCCAAUCCACUGGCCCAAAACGUGAAAUUAUCUGUUCAAUACAUCUAUUGAUUUAUUGGGAAGUGGCGCCGUCUUGUUAAAACCAAAUGUCGUCGAGAUCACGAGCUUCUAUUUUAGGCAUCAAAUAAUCAGUUGUUGUGGCGCGAUAACAGCCGCCAUUGACAGUUACGUUCUCAUCGACAAAAUUUUUGAAGAAAUAUGGACCGAUAAUUCCACCGACCCACAGAUUUUCUGGUUAAAAUGGCAGCUCUUGAAUCUUUUCAGAUUGCUCUUCGUCCCAAAUGUGGCAAUUUUGCUUGUUUACUUACCCGUUGAGCCAGAAAUGGGCUCGCUGAACAAAAUUUUGCUCGAAAACGUUGGAUAUUCUUGUCCAUUUAACACUUAAUAAACUUUCAAUUAGGAAGUUUCAAUGGAUUGGAGUGAUCACGAAGGUUUUUUUUUCUUAUAAUUGAUAACUUUAAUGCAUUUUUUUGAUUUUAGUUGGGUUGAUCUGAAGUUCAAUUCAACUGAGUGAAGUUUUAACUUUUUCACCAACAAAAGUUCGAAUAUAACUGUCGUGUAGUUGUUAUAAAUAAAACUGAUUAUGUUAUAUGAAAUUCAUGCUUAAUAUUUAGAGAAAACUCAUACCUAUAUACCUAUAUGUACCUAUAAUAUAUUUUUUAAUUUAAAAAAUUAAAUAUUUUUAUGACUUUUUCACACACCGAAUUAGGGAAAAUUCCAUGUUUUCAUUAUUCAAAAUUAUAUGUAUAAAUUUUUUAAACUAUUUUACCAAUAUUUAAUUUCCGUGUUUUGUAGUAUACACCUAAGUGAACCUAGUUAUUUAGGAUAGUAUGAUAAUCUAUAUGAACACCUUAACUUAGUACGAAAUUUCGAAAGAGCUCUAACACUGAACACAAUCACUUACUUCGAAAAAGAAAAAGUAAAAUGAAAAAUUCAUAAACAAUGCAAUAACCAUCAGCUUUACUAAUCACAUUACUAUGAACAUAAAAGUCAAAAUAUUGGUUUCAAGCACACACACAAGGAACACACAAAAUUGUAAAAAAAGUAAAUAAACGAAAAAAAGGAACUUAAUGUCAGAAUAAAAAAUAAUAAAAAAUAAAUUUAGAACCAAAAAUUUUAAAGUUAAAUUUAAAUAUGUAUGGCAAAAGCAUAAAAACAUAGUACGAACACUACAUCUCAAGACCCUUACUAUAAAGCUAACUGUAGUUUACUUACACUCAAAAUCAUGUAAUUCUUGUGUACUCCUGUGUGUGCCCACUCCCGAAUCGCACGUAAUGCCGGCAAUUCAAAGUAUAAAAUGAAUUCUACAUAGCAAAAUCCCUUAGCGAGCGUCAAUAUUUGAGACUUAUAGCCAAAGCUCGUUUAGUUAUCCGAAAUUCACUCUAGUUUUCAAUUGCUUUUCGCAUUAAUUUUUUAUUUUCACUUUCAAUUCGUUUGCCUCCUGCUAUGUACAUAAAACUUUUGCAAUUAAUUUCUAUUUUUUAAUUAAUCUAAAAUAUAUUUAUAAACUUAAUUUGCUUGAUUGAAAAGCGCAAAUAUAAGCGUUUCGACAUUAGCGUUGGAUGUAUGUAUGUAAUAAGCUUCAAGAAAUAUUGAAAAAAAACGAAAAGAAAAAAUAAAUAAGAGUAACAACUUGAAAGAAUAUACAAACAUGUUCUGUUGGAAAUGUGAGCAAAAACAGUUAUGUAAAAGAGUAAAUAUGUGGUAUAAAAAAAAAAUCUAUAUAUAUAUGUACAAUGGAAUUAUAUACAUCUAAGCAAAUAUACAUAUAUACAUAAGUGUAGCAAGGAGAGAGCAUAGAAAUUGUGGGAAGUGUGGACCGCAAGUCGUUGCUCGUAAUGCGAGUUGCGUUCCAUUGUGGCGUGCGUGGAGGGUUAAGAGUGUGGAUGUUGUUGAAUAUCAAAGCGCGGAAGUAGUUACUCGUGCAUACAGGGUUUUUUCUAGCAACCGAGGCAUUGUAAUUGUAAUAACAACGUAUUUAUAAUAAUAACUAGAUUGUUGAAGACUUGAAUAUAAGUGUUAAUACUAAAUUUAUGUAUUAAGCGUGAGAAUAAGUGUGAUUAAUUUAGCAAAAACCCCAUACAUAAUGAAUAUAAUGAACUUACGCGCAUGUGACAUUUUUAAACCAAAAUCAUGUGGCACAGAUUAUGGUUGGAAUUAUGUUUCUUUUUUAGUAUUCAUUUUCAGCCCACAUUAGAGGCUAUAUAGAAGAAAAGAUACAAAACCUACAAAAAGACCUUCGCAUAACGACAAAACGCCUAAAGCCUGCUACAAAUACGAGUAUAUUGAGGCGGCUUACAUCAGUUCUUGCCAAUUCGCCAUAAAAAGUAUGGCAACCCCGAUCUUUCAACUUUAGUCGGGCGAAAGCUGGACAGUGGAGAAGCAAGUAUCUAUAUGUUACCACCACAUCUUCUUCGUAGCAAGUUUGACAAGUUGGGUCCUCCAAAGUCUUUAGCCUUACGGCGUGAGUGCCAAUGAGACACUGUCCAGUUAGGACGCCUAUUAUUGCGGCGAUGUAAGCCUUGCUAAGAGCUAGCAGUUCAAUGAACCAUUUACGUUCCACUCUGGGCCAGAAGGCUUUCGCAAACUCACAAAUGCUGUUUGCUAAUCAAUGCUUGCCGAACUCGCGCGUGCCCCAUAAAUCGAGCGCACGUACAUAUGCAUGAAGACAGGUGAACCCCUGUUUGCUCCUAUCCUGACGGCAGUUGUGUAAGUGUUUACUGUCAGCAAGUUCAAGGCAUGUUUGCUGCUUUUUUAAGAAAAAUUGUUUUAGAAUGAUCCAUAUUUCAUUUGCCACAUAUGCGAUUUUAGAAAAAAAGUUUUUUCUGUUCUGACAUCGAGUACAGACAUACAAAUUUUUCUUUUUUUUUAAUUUAAAGCUAUUUUGCGUAUGCUGAGUACACAAUGUAGCUUAAUAAAUAAAAUUAAGUGUUUUCUUUUUAGAUUAAGGCUAUGAAACACCUGUUACUUUAUGUAAUAGUUCCUAUGUUCCAAUAGUCAUCUUGUUCGAGGCUAUACAGUUUCUCCUAACUUGAUUGAGUUAAUUAACAUAUUUUUUACUUUUAUGUAAACAAAUCGUUAGUUGCCUAGAUUAAGUGUAUAAAAUACCUGUUACAUUAUAGUCGAUUAGUUACCUCUUAAUUGAGUCAAUUAGCAUAUUUAACCUUUUCUCGAACGAUGUGUAGAUUAAAGCUCUCCUAAUUGAGUUAAUUAACAUAUUUUUUUACUUUUAUGUGAACAAUCGUAAGUUAGUUGUCUAGAUUAAGUGCAGAAAAUACCUAUUACAUUCCUUAUUCCUAUCGUCAUUUUAUCAAACACUAUAAAACCCGUGCUGUAAUGGCUUGAAAGCAGCACAAUUGUAUCAUUAUGAUUUCAUUGAAAUAAAUAAUUUCGGUUUAAAAAUGUCACAAGUGAAAUGAGAAACUGCAAACAAAGAACUUAUUUUAUAAUUAGCAAAUAGGUUGUGGUAAUUUAGUGGCUAAUGGCACAUUGAAAAUCUAAUUUGAUCCAGCUCAAACAUAAUUUUAUACAUGUUUUCAAAUUAUUUUCGGAAACUACAAUAAUAAAGUAUAAUAAUUUGAGUCGUCAAUUAUGCAGAAGAUUUGCUGUAUGAAAAAAAAUUAAUGAAAAUUCAAAUGAAGAAAUAAAAAUAAAAUAAAAUAAUAAAAGAUAAAAAAUAAUAAAUAAGAAAUAAAAAUAUAAAAAUAAAAAUAAGAAAUGAAAAAAAAAAAAUUAAAAAUAUAAAUAAAAAUGGGAUAUAAAAAAAUUAAAAUAAAAAUAAUAACAAAAGCUAUACAUAAAUAAUUAAGUUACGCAUAUGUAUGUCCAAACCAUGUAAAUAUUACUUUCAAACUAUUUUGAAAUUAGAAAAAUGUGUAGUAAUAACUAUUAGUUAAGUGUAAAAUAAUACAAAUAAAAGAAAAAUAAAAAAUUAGGCGAAUAAGUAAAGAUAUGAAUGUAGCACAUAUAAAAAUGAAAACGUAACUGUUUUACAAAUUAACUAAGUCGAGAUUUUAAUGGGUUUGUGUUAAUUGUAUUAAUUGUAAAAAUAUUCAAAUUCAAAUUGUUUUGUUGCAAAAUAAGAACUGAACACAAUGAAAACACUAAAAGCGGCAUGAACAGAAAAAAAAUCAUAAUAAUUAUUAUUUAAAAUAUAACUAGGAAAUUUUAAAUAUAAUUGUUAAGAACUAACAAGUAUAAAAGUGUCACAGUAAAACAAAUGUCGCAGCGAGAGGAAACAGGCGCACCAAUGAGCAAAACAACAGCAUUAAGCUCUAAUAUCAUCACCUAAAUGCUAAAAAGGCGUCUUGGACAUUUGCUAAUAUUGUAAACGCUAUGGAAAUCGACAGCUAAAAUCGUAUGUCGAAGCAGGGAAAGAAUGAAGCAGGUUAACUACUUUACAUCUUCAAUAAUAUUUAAUAUUUUAACUAGCGGAAAGUGAAAGCUUGUUUCGCUACGCCAUGAAAAAGUGAAAGAAAAUAGCAAAACAUUGGCAUUUAGAUAUACUUUUUUACCGAAAUUCAUGCCGAAACUAAACACAUGACCACAUAUGCAUGAAAGAAGUAGUUACAUAUCCGCCGGAGCAAAAUAAUAUAAAACACUGCUAUAACUACAUAUUUAAUAAUGUCUGCUCAUUCAUUCUUCAUCAUAUUAGAUUGGCAAAUAUCGUAUGCUGUAGGUUAAAGAAAAAGCAGCGUGACUUUUUCUAGACGAUAUUCUUAAAUGUGCUAAAUGUGAGAUCUGUAUAUUGUUGAAAUCUUGACAAUUUAAUAAAUCGCAAAAAAAUUUUGUUUAGGUGAAGCUUUAACAGCUGUGCUUUAGGUUAGGUUUUGGUCCCUUGCGAUACCAGAUGGAGUUCAGAUGAUAUGUCCUUGAGAAGUAGUCAUCCUUUAGGACUCCUUCGCUUCACACGAAUUUUAACACACUCUGCGGCCUCACUAUCGAUACCUCCUCCAGUGUAUCAUGUCAUGGGGACCACAGAUGCUUACAGCGAAGUCUUACCAAUGCGGGACAAGUUCCCAAGAAAUACUCCAUUGUUUUUUUGGUUUCCUGCUCUAGACACUUGCUGCUUACUCUGGACAUUAUAUUCCCACAACAACUCCAUUGUACAUUUUCGGGCCAUCCAUAUAUGUAGAUGUUUAGAGUGUUGCGCGUUGUUAACAUACCUUUAUGCCAGCCAUCAUUUUCUAUGUUUGCAGCUUCUUCCUCAGUUGAAAAGUGGGGUCAUGCCAACUGCCAUUACCCACCGAGCUUUGCUCGAAACUAGUUCUAUAUAGAAAUUCUCCUGCAACCAGUAGUCGUCCCGCCGACUUUGCGAAGAAGUCUAUAGGCUGCAGGUUUAGUACCAGUUCAAAAGUUUUUUUUUAUUAAAUAAAGCAUACAAAUAGGGCUUUUAUUUUGACUGCUACUUAUGUAUGUAAGACCUGAUUAUUUUGACGCUGCCGCCAACUAACUCGAGCUUGCUCAAUGACGGCUUGAUAAGUGACGCGUGUCACCUUCAAUAAUUCCAUAUAAAUGCGACCCAUAGGCUCUCCAUAAGACACUGGCUUGUAGUCGAAAACUUUCUUACUAAAGUAUACGCAAAGCAAACGUCGAUCGGCUAUAUACUCGUAUAGUAAGUCUAGCAUGCGAGAUCGGUCAUCAGCUUUAAGCUUGGCUUUUUCGUAAAACACCAACUGCGUUCCAUUAAAGGAUUGGGGUGUGUGAAUUUCCCUUAACUCGUUGCAAUCAGAUGCAAUAAUAAAAUCUUCUUCCUCGAACUUCAUAAAAGUUGAGACCAGUAAUGAACAGCGUAACGAGCUGAGUCGAUUUGGUCAAGUCCUUCUGUCUAUCUGUAUACAUACAUAUAUGCGCACUAGUUAUCGUUUCUAAGAUAUCGUUCUGAAAUUUUGCACACAUCCUUUUCUUCUCUAGAAACCGCCGAUAUUAGACAAAUAUAUCAUAUAACUGUCAUACAAACUUAACGAUCAGAAUCAAGUUCUUGUAUGGCAAGCUUUUUCAUUUAACGAGAUAUUUUCACAAAAUUUAAUAUGUGAAAUGAAAUUAUUCUGAUCGGAACACUAUAGCAUAUAGCUGCCAUACAAACUGGUCGGUGGAAACACAGUCCUUGUAUGGACAACUUUUUAAUUUGUCAUAAUAUCUAACCAAAAUUUGGCAUAGAUUAUUGCUCUAGCUAACACUACAACCUUCAAAGAAAUUGCGCAGAUCGGACUACUAUAACAUAUAGUUGCCUUACAAAGUUACGGUUUAAAGUCAAGUUCUUAUAUGGGAAACUUUUAUAUGCAUAGAGAUAUCUUCAUGCAAUUUGGCAUGAACUAUUCCCUAAGGCAGGAAUGUAAUCUCCGAAGAAAUAGCUUAGAUCGGUGUACUAUAGCAUAUGGCUGCCAUACAAACUUACCGCUCAAAAUCAAGUUCUUAUAAGAUUUUUUUAUUUUUCUGUAUAUUUCUAUUAGGGUGAAGAUAACUGAAGUUAAUGUUUUUAUUUUUUAAAACUGACAAAAAAAAAAACAAAACCAACAAA